AUGGGUUUUUGGAAGUUUCCACCCUUCUUGGCUCUCAGCAUCUUGGUGCUAAUCCAGGUGGGCUUCCUCCAGGCAGCACCUAUCAGAGCUGCCUUGGAGAGCCGCCCAUACCCGGCUUCUCUCCCUGAGGAGGACCGUCGCCUCUUACUGAUUGAACUGGUGAAAGCCUACAUGCAGAUGAAGGCCAGUGAGCUGGAGCAGGAGAGAGAGACUAGGGACUCCAGCCUGGACGUCCCCAAAGCUAAGCGGUGCAGUAGUCUGAGUACCUGUGUGCUGGGCGCGUACACGCAGGACCUCAACAAGUAUCACACGUUCCCUCAGACUGCAGUUGGGGUCGGAGCACCUGGCAAGAAGAGGGUCAUGGCUGUCGGCUUGAAGCGGGACCACGGCCCUCAUGUUGGCAUGCCCUGGGACGCCUAG
Condylura cristata (star-nosed mole) is the source of this 420-nucleotide messenger RNA. RefSeq names its product calcitonin-like. Gene Ontology annotation, cellular component: extracellular region. Lineage: Eukaryota; Metazoa; Chordata; Mammalia; Eulipotyphla; Talpidae. Bases 1 to 420 code for a protein of 139 amino acids. The record is from RefSeq and is a predicted model, not a curated record. The transcript has 3 exons. Gene Ontology annotation, molecular function: hormone activity; calcitonin receptor binding.